Zeugodacus cucurbitae (melon fly) is the source of this 553-nucleotide messenger RNA. It is a transcript of the gene Trs20, whose product is annotated as probable trafficking protein particle complex subunit 2. NCBI's taxonomy places the organism in Eukaryota, Metazoa, Arthropoda, Insecta, Diptera, Tephritidae. Gene Ontology annotation, biological process: endoplasmic reticulum to Golgi vesicle-mediated transport. The coding region runs from base 81 to 503 and encodes 140 amino acids. The transcript has 2 exons. Gene Ontology annotation, cellular component: nucleus; TRAPP complex; cytoplasm. The record is from RefSeq and is a predicted model, not a curated record.
AUAUAUUUAAUGAAAAAUAGAAAACCUUUGUAUAUGUCACCAAUAAGAAUAAACAAAUUGUAAUUUUUGCAUAAAUAAACAUGACAACGUACUAUUUCGUCAUCGUUGGACACAAUGAUAAUCCAAUCUUUGAAAUGGAAUUUAGCACAGUCAACAAAGAGUUGCGCAAAGAAGACAGUCGUCACUUGAGCCAAUUCAUUGCACACGCCGCACUGGAUCUAGUAGACGAACACAAAUGGAGAACGCCCAAUUUGCAGCUCAAGUCCAUCGACAGAUUUAAUCAAUGGUUCGUGUCCGCUUUUGUCACCGCCAGUCAAAUACGUUUCAUCAUUGUGCAUGACAACAAAAACGAUGAUGGCAUCAAGAAUUUCUUCAAUGAAAUGUACGAAACAUAUAUUAAACAUUCCAUGAACUCUUUCUAUAAAAUCAAUACGCCCAUCAAAUCGCCAGUUUUCGAGAAGAAGGCGCAACUUUACGGCCGAAAGUUUCUGCUAUCAUUAUAAUUGUUGAGUAGUUUAAUAAAUGUAGAUGCAUAUUAUUUAUAAGUGUAAAA